CCGGGCUGACUGGAGCCCCUUAGCUAAACUUUGUUAGCGAUUGGACGAGUUAAAUUAAGCCACACUGCCAACUCAAUUUGCAUACUCAUUACGCUCGGUGAUUAGGCGACCAUCUAGCUAGCCAGUCUGUAGCUCUUAAGGCAAGGGGAUGGUGAAUCGGUAACCUUGGGUAGCAGGAAGGUGCCUGAGGACCAUGUUGACUCGUUUGUUUAGGCUGCACGGCCUGCUGGUGGCUUCCCACCCUUGGGAAGUAAUAGUGGGCACUAUCACCCUCAACGUCUGUCUCAUGUCUGUGAGCAGCUUUGCAGCCAGCAACCAAGUGUGCGGCUGGAAUGAGUGCCCCAAACUCCAAGAGACAAUUCAGAGCAGCGAUGUGAUCAUUCUAACGGUCACUCGCUGCAUGGCUAUUAUCUACAUCUACUUCCAGUUCAAGAAUCUCCGGCAACUGGGCUCCAAAUACAUACUAGGUAUUGCUGGCCUCUUUACAGUUUUCUCCAGCUUUGUUUUCAGUACAGUGGUCAUUCACUUCUUUGGGAAAGAGUUGACAGGCCUGAACGAAGCCCUGCCAUUCUUUCUCCUGCUUAUUGACUUGUCCAAAGCCUGUGCAUUGGCCAAAUUUGCCCUCAGCUCAAACUCUCAGGAAGAGGUAAGGGAAAACAUCUCCCUGGGAAUGGCCAUUCUGGGCCCCACCUUCACCUUGGAUGCCCUAGUGGAGUGUCUGGUCAUUGGGGUUGGCACCAUGUCAGGCGUGCCCCAGCUGGAGAUCAUGUGCUGCUUUGGCUGCAUGUCAGUCCUGGCUAACUACUUCGUCUUCAUGACCUUCUUCCCUGCGUGUGUCUCUCUUGUCCUGGAGCUCUCGAGGGAAAGCCGUGAGGGCCGUCCUAUCUGGCAGCUGAGCCAUUUUUCCCGUGUGCUGGCUGAAGAAGAGGAUAACAAGCCUAAUCCCGUCACCCAAAGGGUUAAGAUCAUCAUGUCUUUGGGCCUGGUCUUGGUCCAUGCUCACACUCGGCUAGCGGCUGAACAGCCGGGUCAGAAUCGCAUAGCGGAGCGGCCUGUUGCUAAGACACUGGACUCUGAUGGCACCAUGUGGCCUCUGCAGCUCUCCAGUAUGGACCUGGAGCAGGUGAUUACUCUGGGGCUCGCCCUGCUCCUUGCUGUGAAAUACGUGUUCUUUGAGCACACGGAAGCCGAGUCCUCCCUGUCCCUGAAGAGCCCUCUUAUCAGCUCCCCCACUGGCCCGAAGCACGGGGGGUCGGGGGAAUGCUGCAGGAGGGACUCGCCCGCACCCAAAGCCCAGAAGACAGCAAACAAUAUCUCAGCAACCAAUCCCACGUCCUUUAAUUUCCCUGACACAGCCUCCAAAGAACAGGAGGUAUCAUCUGCUCCUCAACCGAAAUUUCCCGCGGAGCCCCGAGAGCUAGAUGAAUGUUUGGCUAUCCUCGCUGAUCCCCAGAGGGGAGCCCGUUUCCUCAGCGAUGCGGAGGUGAUGAAGUUGGUGGCCUCACACAAUAUCCUGCCCUAUAAACUGGAAGCAGUCAUGGAUAAUCCGGAGCGGGGCGUGGCUAUCAGGAGGGAGAUGCUUUCUCCCAAACUGCCCGUCCCUUAUGCUUUAUCAUCCCUGCCUUAUAAGGACUACAACUACUCUAAGGUAAUGGGCACUUGCUGUGAGAACGUCAUUGGCUAUAUGCCAGUACCAGUAGGAGUCGCCGGUCCACUUCUUUUAGAUGGGAAGCAGUUUUACAUUCCUAUGGCAACCACAGAGGGCUGCUUGGUCGCCAGCACCAACAGGGGGUGCAGAGCGGUUGCUCAGAGUGGUGGCUGCAGCAGCAGGGUGCUGGCUGACAGUAUGACCAGAGGUCCAGUGGUGAGGUUUCCUUCAGCGUGUCGGGCGGCGGAGGUAAAAGCCUGGCUUGAGACCUCAGAGGGCUUCAGCAUCAUCAAGGAGGCUUUUGACCACACCAGCAGGUUUGCGCGACUGGAGAAGUUGCUGAUCGGCUUAGCUGGACGAAAUCUUUACAUUCGCUUUCAGUCCCAGACAGGAGAUGCCAUGGGCAUGAACAUGCUCUCAAAGGGAACGGAGCAGGCUUUGUGCAGACUCCAGCAGCAGUACCCUGAGAUGAAGGUGCUCUCAGUCAGUGGGAAUUACUGCACUGACAAGAAGCCUGCUGCGCUGAACUGGAUCUUGGGCCGGGGCAAGUCUGCUGUGUGUGAGGCCACCAUCCCUGCCAGGGUAGUCCAGGAGGUCUUGAAGAGUAGUACAGCUGCCCUGAUAGAACUGAAUAUCAAUAAAAACCUGGUGGGCUCAGCCAUGGCUGGCAGUGUAGGGGGCUUUAAUGCUCAUGCUGCCAACAUCGUAGCUGCGAUCUACAUCGCCUGUGGACAGGACCCCGCUCAAACUGUCGGCAGUUCCAACUGUAUAACGCAAAUGGAGCCGGCUGGUGCUGAGGGCGAGGACCUGUACAUCAGCUGCACCAUGCCCUCUAUAGAGCUUGGCACAGUAGGUGGUGGCACCAACCUGCCACCCCAGCAGGCCUGUCUACAGAUGCUCGGUGUUCAGGGUACGAGCAAAACCCAGCCGGGCGAGAACGCCCGUCAACUGGCCAGGGUGGUUUGUGCCACCGUCCUGGCAGGAGAACUCUCAUUAAUGGCAGCCCUAGCUGCGGGGCACCUUGUCCGGAGCCACAUGACCCACAAUAGAUCUAAAGCGAAUGUGUGUGAGACGACCUCUUCAGCGUCAGAGAACGGCGUAUGACUGAAAAACGAUGGUUGCGUUCGAGUGCGCGGUGGAUCCUUGAAGUCUCAGCAGCCGUAAAGAAACAGUUUGUCCUCUUUACGGCCUGAAUCCUCCAGCUCAGAAAAGAAACUUCACUGUCUGAUUAACACUAAAGCAGCUUUUAAUUCAGUGGUUAUUAACAGUGUUUUGGGGUCAUAAGCCGAUGGAACAGCUGACGGGCCUCGUUCAGACCGCCAGCCCAAAUCCGCUUUUUUGGCAUAACCAGAUUGUAUCCAGAUUGACAUAUAGAGUCUAAGUAAACAGGGUCUAAACCACAUUUGGAGGUGGUUUUGAAAUGCGGCUCCAAUCAGAAUUCUACAGACGCAUCUCAGUUGGGCCGCUCAAGUCGGAUUUCAAACUCUUUAGCGCCAUGCGACGCAGCGGCGACGUCAAAUCCAGAGUGCCCCACAGGACUGCAGCACCAUGUGUACCAGAGGGCGCGGUGAUGCAGCUCCAGUUCUCAUUUUUCUGCCUUAGUAAAUCGCGUCAUCAGCGUAUGUAGUUACACUAGCCCGUGUCGUUACCACGGCAACCCAUACAGAUAGGCUGGUGAUGUCUGGGCACACAAAUCGGAUCUGACCGCUUGCAGAUAACAGGGCGGACAGUCUGUCUGGUUUGAGAAUCAUCUGAUUUGCCUGCAGUCUGAAGAAGGCCCGACACCAGAAGCCAAAACGUGCUAAAGACGACAACAGACACGCAACCGUUUUUUUGUUUUGUUUUGGGGUUUGUUUGUUUUCUUGUCAAGCUUUUGUGGAAGACACAUUUGUGCCAUUUGUCUGCAUUUGGAUUUUGCAGUAGUGUUGCUGAGUUUAUUAGCAUCAUGUAUUUAUUGUGAGGCAGCCUUUAAUGUUUGCACUAAUGUCUGUGAGACGACACCGAGCCGUCGUUUGGGUUCGGGUCGGGCAGACCGAGCAUGCUGUGCAGAGUAACCUUCAUCCUCUGAAUCGUUCAUCAUCGUCAUAAAAGAAGAACAAACACUUUACACGCGGACGUUUUCUCCACGUGGUUUUCGCCAUGGAACCCCACGGAAGGAAGUCCUCGAGCUGCUUUAUUAAUUACAUACGGUCACACGCGCGGGCCAGACCCGUGUCUCGCGGUGCCGGAUGUGGCGGUGCAGGACGUGAUGCCAAGUGGGGUCAACCACACACACGUCUUUGCUAUUGGUUGAACCCUCCUAACCUGGGGAGGGAAAGGUAGUUAUUUGCAUAAUGUUCUAAUUUAUUGUGUUUUUUUUUUUAAUUGGCUGAGGAUUUUACUGUGUACUUGUGUUUUUGCUCAUAGUGUUGUUGUGUUUCUGUCUCCUGUGUGUUAUGAGUGCUACAUGUGUGCGUCCCACUGCUGCAGUAACCAAUCGCCCCACUGGGGACAUAAAAAGCUAUUGAUACGAGGCUGCGGAUUCGCUGGUCAAAGUUCACCAAAGUUGUCGGGCGUCCGGGCAGCGUGGCGGUCUAUUCCGUUGCCUACCAACAUGGGGAUCACCGGUUCGAAUCCUCGUGUUACCUCCGGCUUGGUCGGGCGUCCCUACAGACACAAUUGGCCGUGUCUGCGGGGGGGCGGA
Messenger RNA from Lampris incognitus (smalleye Pacific opah), 4331 nucleotides. RefSeq names its product 3-hydroxy-3-methylglutaryl-coenzyme A reductase-like. Gene Ontology annotation, cellular component: peroxisomal membrane; endoplasmic reticulum membrane. NCBI's taxonomy places the organism in Eukaryota, Metazoa, Chordata, Actinopteri, Lampriformes, Lampridae. The record is from RefSeq and is a predicted model, not a curated record. The transcript has 20 exons. Gene Ontology annotation, biological process: sterol biosynthetic process; coenzyme A metabolic process; isoprenoid biosynthetic process. The coding region runs from base 194 to 2752 and encodes 852 amino acids. Gene Ontology annotation, molecular function: hydroxymethylglutaryl-CoA reductase (NADPH) activity; NADP binding; protein binding.